CAGGGCCGCCAUCUUGGCGGAAAGUUUAGAGGGAGAGCGGUUGGGGGCGCGGAAGGAGGCGAGGUUCCGGGGGUGGGGCGGCUAGGCUAGGAGAGGGCGAGCGGGCUAGCGGGCUUGCGGGCUUCGGCGAGUGAGGAGGCGGCGGUGGCCGAGAACGAGGAAGAGGCAGCGGCAGCGGGGGUGCGGCAGCCGAGGGGAGCUCCUCCCCCGUUCCCUUACCCCCCUCAGCUCAGCUCCUCGAGCCCCGGCCAGGGCGGGGGGACGUGGAGCUGGGUAGGGACGGGGAGCCGCCCGGAGACGGUCCGGGGCGCACCCCAGCUCCCAGCGCACGCCACUCGCAGGAACUUUGUGGCGGCGCCGCAGGUGUGGGGGCCCGCGGAGGUGUGCAUGUGGGGCGCGAGGGCGUCGCGGAGAGCGGCCGCUGCCCCGUCCGGCCCCCGCUGGAGUAGCUUGGAGGAAGCGAGCAAGGAGACAGGCAAGCGAGAGGAGGGGGCCCAGGCAGGGCGGGGUGAUAAGUCCAGUUGGUCCCUUCUAGCGCUCUACAGCCGCUGCUGACUUAGGGGCCAAGGAUCGGAGCGCCUUUUCAUCCCCCCAUAGCAGGUGUGUGCUCUCUUCCUGAUUCUGGAGAAAAAUGCCGGUCCGGAAGCAAGAUACCCAGAGAGCAUUGCACCUUUUGGAAGAUUAUCGUUCAAAACUAAGCCAAACUGAAGACAGACAGCUCAGAAGUUCCAUAGAACGAGUCAUUAACAUAUUUCAGAGCAACCUCUUUCAGGCUUUAAUAGAUAUUCAAGAAUUUUAUGAAGUGACCUUAUUGGAUAAUCCAAAAUGUAUAGAUCGUUCAAAGCAGUCUGAGCCAAUACAACCUGUGAAUACUUGGGAAAUUUCCAGCCUUCCAAGUACUACUGUGACUUCAGAAACACUACCAAGCAGCCUUAGCCCUAGUGUAGAGAAAUACCGGUAUCAGGAUGAAGAUACACCUCCUCAAGAGCACAUUUCUCCACAAAUCACUAAUGAGAUGAUAGGUCCGGAAUUGGUUCAUGUCUCUGAGAAGAACCUGUCAGAAAUUGAGAAUGUCCAUGGAUUUGUUUCUCACUCUCAUAUUUCACCAAUAAAGCCAACAGAAGCUGUACCUCCCUCUUCUCCCACUGUCCCUGUGAUCCCUGUCCUGCCAGUCCCUGCUGAGAGUACUGUCAUCCUACCCACCAUACCACAGGCAAAUCCUCCUCCAGUACUGGUCAACACAGAUAGCUUGGAAACAUCAACUUACGUUAAUGGCACUGAUGCAGAUUAUGAAUAUGAAGAAAUCACACUUGAAAGGGGAAAUUCAGGGCUUGGUUUCAGCAUUGCAGGAGGUACAGACAACCCACACAUUGGAGAUGACUCAAGUAUUUUCAUUACCAAAAUUAUUGCAGGGGGAGCAGCUGCCCAAGAUGGAAGGUUGCGGGUCAAUGACUGUAUAUUGCGAGUAAAUGAAGUAGAUGUUCGUGAUGUAACACAUAGCAAAGCAGUUGAAGCUUUGAAAGAAGCAGGGUCUAUUGUACGCUUGUAUGUAAAAAGACGGAAACCAGUAUCAGAAAAAAUAAUGGAAAUAAAGCUCAUUAAAGGUCCUAAAGGUCUUGGAUUCAGCAUUGCUGGAGGUGUUGGAAAUCAACAUAUUCCUGGAGAUAAUAGCAUCUAUGUAACCAAAAUAAUUGAAGGAGGUGCCGCGCAUAAAGAUGGUAAACUUCAGAUUGGAGAUAAACUUUUAGCAGUGAAUAGUGUGUGUUUAGAAGAAGUUACUCAUGAAGAAGCAGUAACUGCCUUAAAGAACACAUCUGAUUUUGUUUAUUUGAAAGUGGCAAAACCCACAAGUAUGUAUAUGAACGAUGGCUAUGCACCACCUGAUAUCACUAACCCUGCUUCUCAGCCUGUUGAUAACCAUGUUAGCCCAUCUUCCUAUUUGGGCCAGACACCAGCAUCACCAGCCAGAUAUUCGCCUGUUUCCAAAGCAGUGCUUGGGGAUGAUGAAAUUACAAGGGAACCUAGAAAAGUUGUUCUUCAUCGUGGCUCAACAGGCCUGGGUUUCAACAUUGUAGGAGGUGAAGAUGGAGAAGGAAUAUUUAUUUCCUUUAUUUUGGCUGGAGGACCUGCUGAUCUUAGUGGAGAGCUCAGAAAAGGAGAUCGUAUUAUAUCGGUAAACAGUGUCGACCUCAGAACUGCCAGCCAUGAGCAGGCAGCAGCUGCUUUAAAAAAUGCUGGUCAAGCUGUCACAAUUGUUGCACAAUAUCGACCUGAAGAAUACAGUCGUUUUGAAGCCAAAAUACAUGACUUACGGGAACAGAUGAUGAAUAGUAGCAUUAGUUCAGGAUCAGGUUCUCUUCGAACUAGCCAGAAGCGAUCCCUCUAUGUCAGAGCCCUUUUUGAUUAUGACAAGACUAAAGACAGUGGCCUUCCUAGUCAAGGACUGAACUUCAAAUUUGGAGAUAUCCUCCAUGUUAUUAAUGCUUCUGAUGAUGAGUGGUGGCAAGCCAGGCAGGUUACACCAGAUGGUGAGAGUGAUGAAGUUGGGGUGAUUCCCAGUAAACGCAGAGUUGAAAAGAAAGAACGAGCCCGAUUAAAAACAGUGAAAUUUAAUUCUAAAGCAAGAGGAGAUAAAGGGGAGAUCCCUGACGACAUGGGAUCAAAAGGCCUGAAACAUGUAACUUCUAAUGCCAGCGAUAGCGAAAGUAGUUACCGUGGUCAAGAAGAAUAUGUCUUAUCGUAUGAACCAGUGAAUCAACAAGAAGUUAAUUAUACUCGACCAGUGAUCAUAUUGGGACCGAUGAAAGACAGGAUAAAUGAUGACUUGAUCUCAGAAUUUCCUGACAAAUUUGGAUCAUGUGUUCCUCAUACAACUAGACCAAAACGAGAUUAUGAGGUAGAUGGAAGAGAUUAUCAUUUUGUAACUUCAAGAGAGCAAAUGGAAAAAGAUAUCCAGGAACAUAAAUUCAUUGAAGCUGGCCAGUAUAACAAUCAUCUGUAUGGAACAAGUGUUCAGUCUGUGCGAGAAGUAGCAGAAAAGGGCAAACACUGUAUCCUUGAUGUGUCUGGAAAUGCCAUAAAGAGAUUGCAGAUUGCACAGCUUUACCCAAUCUCCAUUUUUAUUAAACCCAAAUCCAUGGAAAAUAUCAUGGAAAUGAAUAAACGUCUAACAGAAGAACAAGCCAGAAAGACGUUUGAGAGAGCCAUGAAACUGGAACAAGAAUUUACUGAACAUUUCACAGCUAUUGUACAGGGAGAUACGCUGGAAGACAUUUACAACCAAGUGAAGCAGAUUAUAGAAGAACAGUCUGGUCCUUACAUUUGGGUUCCAGCAAAAGAAAAGUUAUGAGGACUUGAUGUUUCUCUGUUUCUCUUUUCCACAAUCUCACUUUCUUUGACACUUCUUUGCCCUUUCCUUCUGGAGUCUGUCUUCAAUACUUCUUCUGUGUUGAAUCAUAUCCCACUCAUCAUGGUCUGCAGUUGCACUUAUUUUUAACAUCUUACUGUCUCCUUCAAAUUGUAGCAUCUGUAUUAUUUUGUGUCACCAUUCGUUUGUGGCCAUUUUUCACAACUGAAGACAAAAUGGCCUGACCAGCUAUUAAUAGCAUUUGGGGAGAUGGGGAAAUUGUUGUAAAAUUCCUUAAUGUUUAAGGGAAAGUAACUUUAAGAGAUUUUCGGAACAGCUUUAUAUACAUUGUUUUCAAAUUUCAAUAUAAAUGAAAGAAAAGUGGUUUUAAUCAGUGAUUUAGUAAACUUUGAGCAACGAUGCACGCUUAGCUUUGAUAGCAUGGUUUGGCCAAUAUAUUAGCUCUCAAGUCCUUUUCUCAAUUGACUUUUGUUAUCAAAGCAAAUAUUUCAUUAGAAACAAAUAAGGCAAGCAUAUGUUUUUUAAUUUCACAAUUAAUAUCUGGUUUAACUUUCAUAAUUUCACAAGCGAUAUUCAUUUUUCAUAAGAGUUCUUCUUAAAGUCUUUUAUUGUUUGAGAGUUUUUUCCCCCCAAUAGAUUGGCUAGGAAUAACAAUAUUUAAAUGUUUUUAAUCUUCUUGUGCAACACUAUUUAUAGUGUCUUACCUGAGUUGUUCGUAUAUAAUGAUCAUCACAUUUUCUGAAUUGAGGCCAUGUUUAGGUGCUAGGGGAGCUCACCUUUUACACAUAAGGUUGAGAAAAUUUCAUAGAUACAAAUACAGAACAGUCAUUACAGUGGUGAUGUAGUAAUCAUUAUGACAAAGGGAAAGGAGUCCAAUUCAUAGUCUAAAACUUUAAAUGUAUUCUUAGGGGUCAGAUUUUAAUGAAUAUUUUACCCACAAUAACUAUUUUGUUAUAAUAAAUAUAUAUAUAUAUAAAUAUAUAUAAACUUUCUUUAAACUCUGUAACUAUGGGAAUUAUUUUCUUUACAUAGUUGCACACACAAACAUAUAUUUAAGAUAUAUUUUUUUUCUUUUGCCACCUACUCUUAACUUUUCGUUUGGUUUUUAAAUUAAAUAUUAAUGGAUUAGACUUUAUCUUCCUUAAUCAUGUGAAAUGAAAAUAGGGGUAUGGUGGUUGCGGAAAGAAACCUUUAGGGAAAUUAGGUUAUGAGUAAAAAUACAGGCAUGUUCUCCUCUUUUCUACAAAAGUUUUCAAUUCGUUCCUGGUUGGUUUUUUGUGGGGUUUUUUGUUUUUUGUUUUUUGGAGGGGGGGUGGUUGUUGUUACCGUUGUUCUUGUCAUUGGUUUUGGAUUUGGUCUCCGCUUCUCUUUCCAGUUUUUCUUUCAUUAAUAGGCAAAUAGGCAAAAGCCUCAUGUGUAUGAGUGUUUUCCCCUCAGACUGCACACCUUUCAUCUCUCGUAGCUGCUCUGCAGUAGAGUUGCACAGAUCCUUAUGGUGAGCAACUAAGAAAUUUUAGUGAUAAGUAGAUAAUUUCAGAAUUCAAUUUCUCUGGUCUUUUUAUAUUAAUAAUAUUGUUUGGCUUCCCAUUGCUUUUUUGGAGUUGUUUAUUAAAUAUAUGUUUUUGACAGCCUCUUCAUUACAGUUUCUUAAACAAAUGAGUACUGCUUUGUAAAGAAUUAUCAAUAUUAUCCAUUCCAUUUAUGAGAAAGAGGAGAACAGCUAAUAAACUUUAUUGUAAAAUCUGUA
This is a messenger RNA of Vicugna pacos (alpaca), 5114 nucleotides long. RefSeq names its product discs large MAGUK scaffold protein 1 (gene DLG1). The record is from RefSeq and is a predicted model, not a curated record. Gene Ontology annotation, cellular component: basolateral plasma membrane; neuron projection; postsynaptic density membrane. Gene Ontology annotation, molecular function: protein kinase binding; ionotropic glutamate receptor binding. Gene Ontology annotation, biological process: receptor localization to synapse; regulation of postsynaptic membrane neurotransmitter receptor levels; embryo development. NCBI's taxonomy places the organism in Eukaryota, Metazoa, Chordata, Mammalia, Artiodactyla, Camelidae.